This is a messenger RNA of Crotalus tigris (Tiger rattlesnake), 5308 nucleotides long. RefSeq names its product signal transducer and activator of transcription 1 (gene STAT1). Bases 91 to 2373 code for a protein of 760 amino acids. The record is from RefSeq and is a predicted model, not a curated record. Gene Ontology annotation, molecular function: RNA polymerase II cis-regulatory region sequence-specific DNA binding; DNA-binding transcription factor activity, RNA polymerase II-specific. Gene Ontology annotation, biological process: cell surface receptor signaling pathway via JAK-STAT; regulation of cell population proliferation; type I interferon-mediated signaling pathway. NCBI's taxonomy places the organism in Eukaryota, Metazoa, Chordata, Lepidosauria, Squamata, Viperidae. The transcript is spliced from 24 exons.
GUCUGCCUUAAGUCGGUGUCCUUAGGCAGCAUUGGUGCAGGAGACUUUGCAUGCCUCCAUUCCGAGAUCUUCACGGGUUGCAUUCAAGAAAUGGAACCUCAAGCCUUCAAAAUCCCAUUAUCGGUCUCCAGGAUGAGUCAGUGGUGUAAACUGCAACAGCUGGAUUCUAAAUUCUUGGAACUUGUGCAUCAGCUCUACGAUGAUAGUUUUCCUAUGGAGAUCAGGCAAUACUUGGCACAGUGGCUAGAAAGCCAAGAUUGGGACCAUGCUGCUGAAGAUUUUUCAAUGGCCACAUUGCUCUUUCAGAAUCUCCUGUCACAACUAGAUGAUCAAUAUAGCCGUUUUACCCAGGAAAAUAAUUUUUUAUUGCAGCACAACAUCAGAAAGAGUAAACGAAACCUCCAGAAUACUUUUGUGGAAGACCCGAUGUAUAUGGCCAUGAUGAUCUCCAAAUGUCUCCAGGAAGAAAGGAAAAUCCUGAAAUCUGCAGAGGCCACAGAUCAGAUGCAAACGGACAGUGUGCAAAAUACUGCGGCGCUGGGCAAAGUGAAAGAGAUGGAUGCAAAAGUCACAAAUGUGAAGGAUCGUGUCAUAGAAAUAGAGCAAAUGAUAAAAAAUCUUGAGGAUGUUCAAGAUGAAUAUGAUUUCAAAUAUAAAACCUUUCAAGUCAGAGAUUGCGAACCCAACAGCAUGACCCAGGAUGACUAUAAAAAGGAAAAAGUACAGCUCCACACCAUGUAUUUGCAGCUUCACAAUAAAAGACAGGAUGUUCUACGCUUGAUAUCCUCUUCGUUGCCUGUGAUUGAAAAUACCCAAAAUGCUCUGAUAACAGAAGAGCUGGUUGAAUGGAAGCAUCGACAGCAGAUUGCUUGUAUCGGCGGCCCACCCAACGCUUGUCUAGAUCAGCUUCAAAGCUGGUUUACUACAGUGGCUGAGAGUCUUCAGCAGAUUCUUCAACAGCUUAAAAAACUGGAGGAGCUGGAGCAAAAAUUCACCUAUGAAGCUGAUCCUAUUACCCAACAGAAGAAAGGGCUGUAUGAUCGGACAUUAAGUCUCUUCAAGCAGCUCAUUCAAAGCUCCUUUGUUGUAGAAAGGCAGCCUUGCAUGCCUACUCAUCCUCAGAGACCAUUAGUUCUGAAGACUGGAGUACAAUUUACAGUAAAGUUGAGAUUGCUGGUGAAACUUCAAGAGCUGAAUUACAAAUUGAAAGUGCAAGUUCAGUUUGAUAAAGAUGUCAGCGAGAAACUCACAGUGAAAGGAUUUAGAAAAUUUAACAUCUUGGGAACAAAUACCAAAGUAAUGAAUAUGGAAGAGUCGAAUGGGAGCCUAUCAGCAGAAUUUAGACAUCUGCAAUUAAAAGAGCAAAAGAAUGUUUCAAGAACUAAUGAGGGUCCUCUCAUUGUAACUGAAGAACUCCAUUCCCUCUGUUUUGAGACAAAAUUGGAACAGAACGGCCUUGCAAUUGAAUUGGAAACCCUUUCCCUUCCAAUUGUUGUGAUCUCAAAUGUCAGCCAAUUACCAAGUGGAUGGGCUUCUAUUUUAUGGUACAAUAUGCUGAUAAACGAACCGAAGAAUUUGUCCUUCUUCCUUAAUCCGCCAUGUGCAAGAUGGUCACAACUUUCUGAAGUGCUGAGCUGGCAGUUUUCUUCUGUCACAAAAAGGGGACUCAGUACAGAUCAGCUGAACAUGAUCGGGGAGAAGUUGCUUCCAAAUGGAUGUACUCCAGAUGGCCUGAUUUCAUGGGCACGAUUCUGCAAGGAAAACGUGAACGAUAAAAACUUUCCCUUCUGGCUGUGGAUUGAAGGGAUCCUUGAACUGAUUAGGAAACACUUGCUCCACCUCUGGAAUGACGGGCACAUCAUGGGCUUUGUCAGCAAGGAGCAAGAACGCAUCCUGCUGAAGGAAAUGGAGACUGGGACGUUUCUUUUGCGGUUCAGUGAAAGUAGUCGAGAAGGAGCGAUCACUUUCACCUGGGUGGAAGGACCAGCAAAUGAUCCAUCCUUCCACUCUGUAGAGCCCUAUACCAAAAAGGAACUUUCUGCUGUCAGCCUGCCAGAUAUCAUUCGCAAUUACAAAGUGAUGGCAGCAGAGAAUUUUCCUGAGAACCCACUGCAGUAUUUGUAUCCGUGCACUCUCAAAGAUGUUGCAUUCGGAAAAUACUAUUCCAGACACAAAGAGUCUUCGGAACCCAUGGAUGUGGAUGGUAAAGCCAAAGGAUACAUCAAAACUGAACUAAUCUCUGUAUCUGAAGUCCACCCUUCCAGACUGCCUGGCCCCGAGGCCCUUCUGCCCAUGUCCCCGGAAGAAUUCGAUGAGGUAGUACAAGCAGUAACUCCUGCAGAACUGAUGAUGUGUACAGAAUGUACGCCGUGAACCCUGGCAAGGCCAGCUGGCAUAGGCUUUAUAUCUCGUAAUGUUGUGUUUGAUUUACUGGUUUACUGCAAGAGCAGCUUGAAACUUCAGAAAUGCUUGCUUGCUACUAAAAAUAUUUAGCUAGCAAUCCUGUAUGUAGCUGUUUUCAUGGUGUCGUGUUCAAUAUUUACAGCUUUAUAUAUAAGGUUGUUUAGGUUCAGUUGGACCCGUGUGUGAAAAGGUAGAAGUCUCUAACUCCUCUUCAGAGCCUCUGGGUCUGAACAAUUAUCUUUUUAUCUUGGGGUAGAUGCUUGAUAGUUAUUGCUGCCAUACCAUUCUACUCUCGGGUUGCUGGGUCCUUCCCCUAACACUAGUUGGUCAGUAAGUUCCAAUAACCUCUGCUGCCCUUCAGAUGAAUAAAAGGUAAAAAUGAAUUUCUAUAACAGUUUCCUUGUGAGACUGGUAAUGAUUUCAAUCGUCUUCUGCCCCCAUUCCUCUCAAGCAAUAAAAUCUAAGGGUUUUUUGCUUAGAAAAAAAAAUGGCUUAGAAGAGCCGUGGUGGCACAGUAGUUAGAAUGCAGUAUUGCAGGCUAAUUCUGCUGAUUGCCAGCGGUUCGAUCGUCACGUGCUCAAGGUUGACUCCCAAGGUCAUAAAAUGAGGACCCAGAUUGUGGGGGCAAUAUGUUGACUCUGUAAACAGCUUAGAGAAGGCUGUAAAUCACUGUGAAGCGGUAUAUAAGUCUAACGCAGGGGUCGGCAACUUUAAACACUCAAAAGAGCCAUUUGGACCCAUUUCCCACAGAAAAAAAACACCGGGAGCCACAAAACCCUGCUGUUCCCCCCCCCUCAGCACUCCACCGCUGCUGCUGCUGCGGAGUGCCCUGCCGUUGUGCUUUUCCCUACUUCCCCCGUACGGAGCGCCCUGCUGCCGCUUUUCUCUCCUCCCGCACAGAGUGCCCUCUGCCGCUUUCCCUACCUCCCCCCCACAGAGCGCCCCACCGCUUUUCCCUCCUACCUCCCCGGCGCUGAGCACCCUGCCAUCGUGGCUUUCCCCAGCAGUGAAGGUGGAGUUUGGGAGGCAGCGGCAGGGCAUAGCCCAGGCAUGGCCCAGCAGCGAAGCUUGUCCUCUCCACUCAAGGCACUGCAGCAGGAUUGCUCUCAAGGCGGACGUACCCGGCUCUUAGCAGGUUAUUCUCUAUUUCUUUGCCUCCGUCUCUGUCUCUCUCUCAUUACAAUGUUUUCUGUUUUUCAAAUAUUUUUAUUAAGGAUUAUAAAUGAAAAGAGUAAUAGCCGGUGCAAACUAUAAAAACUACAAAUAGAAAAAUAGAAAAGAAAAAAAUUGCAGGGAAAAAAAAGACAGGAGAAAGAGGGGGAAAAAAACCUUUCUCCUUCAUCCCAACAGGUAAAAACAAUUUUAGUAGCUUAUCUACCAUCUUUAAAUACAGCAUAAUUAUCCCCAUACCUCAUCUCUUCAUUUAAAAAAAAUCAAAAUAUUUCAUUAAACAUUACUAAAAGCCCCAGUAAGGACAACCACAUAUAUUUUCUCUCUCUCUUUCUCCCCAAUAUAUCAUUUAGCUCUGAUAAAAUAAGCCACAUUUAUAAAUCUUCCCUGAAUUUUUAAAGAUAGUGAUUAACUGCUUAAAAAAAAAAAAAACCAAAAAAACCCUAGCUUGCUGUUCAUGUUUCAAAACAAAAAUCUUUCAAAAUUUAAAAAAUAUUUUGUAAGUCCAAUAAUCCUUCAUUUAUCACUUCUCAUGCAGUUGAAGAAAGCAGAGGCACAGCAGAAAGCAGCUUUCUUCAACGGGGAUUAUGGCCACUCGGGGGCCUCUGCAAAGCCUCAUGACAGUGGCAUUGGCACCUCCCCCCACUCAGCCCGUUUCCCCAGCUCCGUAUAAGAUGCUUGACAGAACCCGCCCCCCCCCCGCACCCCUGAUCAGACCUACAUGGUACCUUCUUUCCAUCAUCUCUUCCACCGUCGCAUGCAGUCCCAAAAAGAAAAGUUUGUGGGCAGUCCCACAAAAAAAAGUGGGGCUAAAAAAGUUUAAUCAAUCAGUUCCAACUUUGCAAGAUCUUUUUUUUUUCCGUGAGAAGUUGGAAUUGAUUGAUUGAACUUUUUUAAUCCCACUUUUUUUUUUUGUGGGACUGCAAAUGGCGGAGGACUGGGAGCCGCAGUAGAGGGAUGAAAGAACCGCACGCAGCUCCAGAGCGGUGGGUUGCCGACCCCUGGUCUAAGGGCUAUUGCUAUGCUAAGUUAACAUUCUUUUUAAAAGUAACUCAAAUACUGCAAUUAAUUCCAGUUUACAAAAACAAUGCAGUUCUCUUGGAAGAUCAUAAGAUGGUACUGGCUCACUGUAAUCAAUGAUCUCAGGAGAAAGACUGGGAUCAAGCUUCUAGCUCUCAAUAAAUAUUAAAGGGAAAAGUAAAACUUGAAAUCUCUGAAAUUGCACAGAAAGUUCUACAUUUGCAGAGAAUAGGGAUAAGAGAAUAAGGGGUCCCUCAUGCAUGAAAAUAAUUAUGAUUUUAAGACCCAGUCAAAUUAGAGUGAUUACCUGUUUCUUAGAGGUAACCUGAAUCCUGAAGCAAAGUCCUUUGCUUUGUCCCUGAAUCCUUUUGACCUCUUCAAAUAAUUUUAGCGCGACGUAUUGAACUCAUCAGAUGGUAGGCUUAAUUUAUUUUUCCAAGCCUAAGCACCCUAGCAACUGCUUCCCAUCUUCUUAUUUUUCCAGAAAUUGGCAAAGGAAAUCCAAGUAAACAUGGUUGGUGUUUCUAUAGUGUUAAACCACGUGUAACGUGGUCUUUCUUAUUGAGGGAAAGAAGGUUCUACCCACAAAUAUUAUCAGAGUGCUAAGUAAUUGGCAGUGCUUCAGAGCAGGGUGUAUUUUGUGUCAUGUUGCCUGUAAUGCUCGUACCUAUUGUCAAGUAAUUAAUAAAGUGCAUUUAUUGCAGUUUUCUAUGGA